AUGGCGUCUCAUCAGCGCUCCGCGUCCGGCAUGGAGACGACACGCGAGACGACAUAUUUUGAGCAGCAACGCGAGGCCCUCAUGGGCGAUAUCGCGACCAGCUUUGAGCAUGUCCUGGCCAACAUCAACAAGCUGAACCGCUCUCUCGAGGCCGUCAUCGCAGUUGGAAACGAGUUCUCGUCGGUCGAGGCCCUGUGGUCGCAGUUUGAGAAUGUCAUGGCCAAACCCGACGAGGCGGUCGCUGGCGGCAGCGGGAAGCAGCGGGGCGAGCAGGCGCAGGGCGAGCAGACGCGGGACGAAGGCAACAAGCACGAGACGGAAUCCUAA
Drechmeria coniospora is the source of this 327-nucleotide messenger RNA. RefSeq lists its product as uncharacterized. The coding region runs from base 1 to 327 and encodes 108 amino acids. Gene Ontology annotation, cellular component: mitotic spindle; DASH complex; mitotic spindle pole body. NCBI's taxonomy places the organism in Eukaryota, Fungi, Ascomycota, Sordariomycetes, Hypocreales, Ophiocordycipitaceae. The transcript has 3 exons. The record is from RefSeq and is a predicted model, not a curated record.